AAUGAUGGUGCGCACUACUACCCAUGCCCGGUCCCCUCUUGUGAUUAUAAUAGUGAGAGUCGUUCGGCAAGGAACUAUCAUCUAAGAGUAGACCAUGCUGGAUACUCAUAUCAGAAUGCUACACAAGGAGCACCUGAUGUCAGCUCGUCAUCAGCUAAUCAAGAGGCUACCAGUGCUUAUGGAGUGCAAAAGGGCCCAUCCGGUGCUAAAGCAUCUAGACCGCGAGCAUCAGUAAAAUUUGAUGGUACAGACGAAAUGUCUGCUGAUGUUCCCCGAGAUUCCCGAUCACAGCUGGAUGCUAUGCACAGUUAUCAAGUCGCAUCCAGCGAUGCGUAUUCGGAAACGGACGCGGAUUGUGAUCUCGAUGUGGAAGAUGAAGACUACGAACUGACGCAGUACAAACGUGAUGAGGCCUACACUGAGAUGAAGUAUGACAACGACUUCCGUCCGGCUCCCCACAUGACUAGGAAAAGAGGCCGGCCUAGAAAUCCACCGGGCACAGAACCUGCUGAAAACUCAAAAGUGCGUGUAUGUAGUGACCCGAACGGGAAAUAUCGAUGUUAUAUGCCGGACUGUGAUUGGAGAGGAGCGUAUCGAUCACUACGAUGUGACCAUAUGAAGUGGUGCCAUAAGGAUUGGGUGAUGCCUCCACGCUAUAUACUACAGGGUGGUUAUGUUCCGGAUGGGAAAUACGUUUGCCAUGUGCCUCAAUGUCCAUGGCGCGGCAUAUCGCGAUCAACCCGAGCGAGUCAUAUGAGGAAAGUUCACGGCGGAUUCAGCAAUCCUGGCUAUUCCACAAGACAGGUAGCGUGUUGUGAUUGCUCAGCUAGUUUUGGUUCACACAAGGCCUUUGUUGAUCACAUGAUUACUGCACAUCGUGUUGGCGGUCUAGUUCAUCGUGAUUUUAAUGACAUCAGCGAGUACGAAGAGUGGUUCAACUCUGUUCAAGACGUGUUCUCCGUCACUUAUGUUAAACGAAUGGGAAUCAAGCAGGGCAAUGAAUAUCAGGUUCUUUACCUAUAUUGUGCUCGUAGCGGUGGAGCUCGUCCGAAGCAUAUACCUGGUCGGGAUUAUUUUCCCGAAUUCACAAAACGUCGUCUCACGCGACGUCCCACGAAAUGCGGUCGUAAUUGCGCAGCCUUCCUUCGAAUAAUUCAUUGGAUUGAUGGUCGCUUAACAGUCAUAGGAUGUGUAGAACACACUGGUCAUCGCAUGGGUACGGCACUGUUGAGAUUGAGUUCCAAUGAACGAGUUGUUCUGGACGAAUACCUCUAUGUUGUGGACGAUAAAGUCCCACUGGAUGCUAAUGUGGAAGGCUUCACUAUGGACGGAUUUGAUGUUGCUGAACGGAGUAUUGAAGAUAUGACACGAUAUGUGAUGAAUGAGAAUGAGUUCAUUUCUCUCAAAGUGCUUUUUGAGACCUCGGCAUUCUUUGAGCCAGAGUCUACAUUCGCUGUCAAUCUGUUCGACAACGAAGGAAGGCCGCUUUCCGAAGGGAUAUCUUUCGGCAAGCUGAAUUUGAUGAUAAGUGAUUUCGAGCUUCACCUAUUUUUUGUGAUGGUAUUUGAUGCUGACGAUGAUAUGCCACGAUGUGCGUGCGUUCUCAUUUCGCAGAGUGGGGACAAGGUUGCUCUCCUCGACAAGUUGCGAUCAAUCGCCGAAUGGCAUUUGUUAUCCGAAUGGGCCACUAGAAUAGAUGAGAUGGUGUUAAAUCGAGUAGAUCGCUGUCGCCAGUCGGCUGCGUUGCCGGCAGCACACGGAUCCUACCUUGUUCGAAGAAUUGUAAUCGACAUAUUUGAAGCAUUUCGCGAAAUGGAGUUAAACUCACUGGCACAGCUGGUGGAUAAUCAGCUAACCGAUCCUGAUUUCGCAAAGCGGUGGACACCUCUCAACCGGAAUCCGCUUACGGACCACAGCAAUCCAGUUCUGGAAAUUUCAUGCAGGAUGUUCCGUGAACGCUUCCUCAACUGUGAAUUGUGUGCCCGAUUAGAUGAAUAUGCUGGACUUCUUGUCGAUAGGAUUGCAGAAUUCAAUUCCUUAACGUUUUCUGAGGUGUACACCUUGGCACCCAUUGAGCCUCCUCGCCAUGUUCCUCAAAUGUAUGAAGAUAUGUAA
Messenger RNA from Ostertagia ostertagi, 2115 nucleotides. Lineage: Eukaryota; Metazoa; Nematoda; Chromadorea; Rhabditida; Trichostrongylidae. The record is from the annotation of a GenBank genome assembly.